Messenger RNA from Pseudophryne corroboree (corroboree frog), 1224 nucleotides. It is a transcript of the gene LDHB, whose product is annotated as lactate dehydrogenase B. Gene Ontology annotation, cellular component: cytoplasm. The record is from RefSeq and is a predicted model, not a curated record. Lineage: Eukaryota; Metazoa; Chordata; Amphibia; Anura; Myobatrachidae. The transcript has 8 exons. Gene Ontology annotation, biological process: lactate metabolic process; pyruvate metabolic process. Gene Ontology annotation, molecular function: L-lactate dehydrogenase (NAD+) activity. Bases 117 to 1118 code for a protein of 333 amino acids.
UGUAGUCACAGCUAGGAGCACUAGGCAGGCUGCAGCCACUCCUCCCUCAUUCUACACAGCAGCAGCAGAGCCAACAUCCCGGCAGUCUCCUCUCUCACAGCCUUAAGACAUCCACCAUGGCAAGCGUACAAGAGAAACUCCUCACCAGCGUUACAAAUGACAAGACCAGCGUUCCAAAGAACAAGAUAACAAUUGUAGGAGUUGGGCAGGUCGGCAUGGCCUGUGCGAUCAGCAUCCUUCUAAAGGAACUGUGUGAAGAGCUUGCCUUGGUUGAUAUCUUGGAAGAUAAACUGAAGGGUGAAAUGAUGGACCUGCAACACGGAAGCCUGUUCCUUAAAACAAAGAUUGUGGCUGACAAAGAUUACCAUGUAACGGCAAACUCUAAGAUUGUAGUGGUCACUGGAGGUGUCCGUCAGCAGGAGGGGGAAAGCCGGCUCAACUUGGUACAGAGAAAUGUCAAUGUCUUUAAGUUCAUUAUUCCUCAGGUGGUGAAGUACAGCCCAGAUGCCACAAUCAUUGUGGUUUCCAAUCCAGUUGACAUCAUGACAUAUGUUACAUGGAAGUUGAGUGGCCUGCCACAGAACCGUGUCAUUGGAAGUGGAACUAACCUGGAUUCAGCAAGGUUCCGCUAUCUAAUUUCUGAGAAACUUGGUAUCCAUCCAACCAGCUGCCAUGGUUACGUCUUGGGGGAACAUGGAGACUCAAGUGUGGCUGUCUGGAGUGGUGUGAAUGUUGCUGGUGUUGCUCUGCAGUCCCUUAAUACUGCAAUUGGAACACCUGAGGAUAAGGAGAACUGGCAGGAAGUUCACAAACAAGUGGUGGACAGUGCCUAUGAAGUCAUCAGACUUAAAGGAUACACCAACUGGGCAAUUGGCAUGAGUGUGGCUGAACUGUCGGAAUCCAUAACCAAGAACCUGAGCAGAGUCCACCCUGUUUCCACAAUGGUGAAGAAUCUCUAUGGCAUUGAGAAUGAGGUCUUCCUGAGUCUCCCCUGUGUCCUGAACUCCCAGGGGCUGGUUGAUGUUGUGAAUCUGAAGCUAAAAGACUCUGAGGUUGCUCAGCUGAAGAAAAGCGCAAGCACAAUCUGGGACGUCCAGAAAGAUCUUAAAGACCUUUAAAGCACUACCUGAAAGUGGUCUGCACACAAUGCCUUGGUAGUUCUCCUGUUAUAUAAUGGUUUCUAAAGUAACAAUAGUUGUCAUAAUAAAAUGUGAUGGGACAGAA